Messenger RNA from Saccoglossus kowalevskii, 795 nucleotides. Its product is annotated as mitochondrial calcium uniporter regulator 1-like. The record is from RefSeq and is a predicted model, not a curated record. Gene Ontology annotation, cellular component: mitochondrion. NCBI's taxonomy places the organism in Eukaryota, Metazoa, Hemichordata, Enteropneusta, Harrimaniidae.
AUGGCAGCGCGGUUGAGAUGUCAUGCUUCCAACGGUUUCCUUCGAAAUCAAAAUGGUUUUGAAGUAUUUUCAAGGAAAGCAUGUAGAUAUUGCCAUAUAAACAACAGAUCGUUACUUAGUAUACAAUACGCAAGUUGUGAACCGAAACCAUUAGUUCGCUUAGAGGGGAAACGAGCAACAUCAACAGUUUUACAUGAACGUAAUAUGUGUUAUGAUAGCCGAGAUGUAGCUCUUCAAACUCCAGAAAAAAUAGAUUAUUACUUUGACACGCAUGCUUUGGUGAAAAUAAUGGAUAAAAAUGGAUUCAGUGAAUCACAGGCAGAAUGUUUGAUAUCCCUACUUGUAAAGAUCAUCAAUAAAACAAUGAAUAUUCAAAAGACAAACUCCGUGACGAAAGCACAGCAGGAAAUUAUGUUGCAGCAAGUAAUGUCUCACAUUGCUUCAGUCAAGAAAGAUAUGGUUAUAUUAGAAAAAAGUGAGUUUUCAGCACUAAGAAAUGAAAAUGAGAAACUUGUUAUUGAAGCUAAGCAAAUCAAGGAAAAUUUGAAGGAUGAAGUUGUGAAAAUGAAGAGCAGUGUCAGUUUAGAUCUGAAUUUAGAGAGAAGCAGGGCAAAAGAUGUGGAAGCUGAACUGCGUAAAAGUACGGAGCUUAUUGACAAAAGAAUAGACACAGAAAUUGCCAAUGUUAAAGCCUUUAUUGAAUCUAAUAAGUAUGAGACAUUGAAAUACAUGGGAGGUACAAUUGUUGCAUCUCUUGGUGUUGUAUUGACCUUUUGGAGAUUGUUCAUGGUGUAA